Epinephelus lanceolatus (giant grouper) is the source of this 2091-nucleotide messenger RNA. Its product is annotated as galanin receptor 2b. The record is from RefSeq and is a predicted model, not a curated record. NCBI's taxonomy places the organism in Eukaryota, Metazoa, Chordata, Actinopteri, Perciformes, Serranidae. Gene Ontology annotation, biological process: G protein-coupled receptor signaling pathway; cell chemotaxis; calcium-mediated signaling. Gene Ontology annotation, molecular function: C-C chemokine receptor activity; C-C chemokine binding. Gene Ontology annotation, cellular component: external side of plasma membrane; membrane.
UAUACUCUGCUUCAUCUUCUCUUACUGUCGAGCUAUUCGCCUCUCGUUUCCUCCUCUGCUAGAAUUGUGUUCCUCAGGAGAUCCGUUCCAUGGAGGCAGGAGUGGGGCUGAUUGUGGACUGCCGAACACGGACCUGAUUGAGAUGUCAUGUGGAGUAGCUGCCUGCUCUGAGGUGACAGGAAAUCACACAAUCUACUGCAUUUAGUUCUCAACACUUGGACGCUCUUAACAAGAGUCCAGAGGGAGGGAUGGAGACUCCAGCAGCUGAGAAAUCAGGAAUGUCUUCAAUGGAGGGCUCUCAUUUUAUUUCACUCACUUUACCAGCCCCAGCCAAUCAGAGGAGGCCCUGAUUGCGAGGACCGGAGUGGCUUGAUUCAUGUACAGCACAUGUUUUAAAGGGAAUGUGAUUUUCACAAUGUUAGAAGGGACCUGAAUGUAUGUAAUCUGUGUGUAUGUGCUUAUUCAUGUAUUAACAUCUGUCUUCCGUUAUUGCACAAUAUUACCAUCAACCUUUAGGGAGUGUCAUUGGAAAUCAGUGAGCUAUUAUUUAUGAGUAAAGUGCUAUUGACCCAUGAGUAAUCAUUCCUACAUGUAUUAUCAGUAGUUUUAUGACCGGCUUGAUCAUAUUUCACCCAACCAAAAGCCAGCAGUGUCAGUAUAAUUCGAAGACAUGUCUAUAUCUGAAGUCAGGAUACUGCUAAGGAACUCUACAGGUUUGGGGAAUAGCAGUGACACUGGCCUCCGCAAUGUGGAGCAGGUCUUGGUCCCAAUAUUAGAUGUACUGAUUCUGGUGCUGGGAGUUAGUGGGCAAACCAUGGUGAUGGUGAUCCUGUGUGGACGGCGGAGGAGUGGGGCGGGACAUAUUGGACAGUCUUCUCAAAGCUCCCAAACAGGCACAGGAACUGAUGUCCUCCUGCUGGCUCUGAGCGCUGCAGACCUGCUUUUUCUCUGUGUGCUUCCCUUCCACACUGUCGCCUCAGCCAUGCAGCAAUGGCCAUUUGGGGAAUUCAUGUGUCGCCUUGUGAGCUUCUUUGGAUCAGCUUGGUCCUCUGCCAGCGCCUUCACACUGGCCACACUGGCCAUAUCUCGCUAUCUAACUGUGGUAAAACCUAACAGAGCCUUCAGCCUCCUCUCCCCUCGCCGGGUGUCUAUAGCUGCUGCACUCCUCUGGGUCCCAGCCUGCUGUCUAGCUGCUCCCCAGCUCAUUUUUCGCUUUGUGGGAUCCCCACAAGCCACUGAUGGCAAUGCUUGCUUUGCUUUCCUGUCCCACCGAGACCAGCUGAUCUAUGGAUUGCUUCACUUCUUCGUGGCCUUCUUAUUUCCACUGGUCACCAUUGCAGUGGCGUAUGGCAGCAUCUACAUGUUCCUGUGGGGGAAGCAGCAUGCUGGCAGGGUCCCCCAAGUAGAACGCUACCAGAGCAAAGUGACCCAGACGUCAGCCAUGCUGGUGCUGGCUUUCACCCUGUGCUGGCUGCCAUCCUAUGGUCUGACGCUGGCCUUAUUGGCGGAUGAUGUAUCAGGGGCCACUGGCGCCUCACCACGUUAUGGCACCUUCAGUGUGUUUUCACGUCUCAUGGCGACCUCCUCUACAGUGAUGAACCCCAUUCUCUAUGUACUUAUGUCCCAAAAGUUCAGACAAGACCUGCUGAGGCUGUUCAAGAUUGGAGGGCAAAGAGCCAGUGUUGCUGUGGAUAUGGCUGCUGCCUGACAGUAUUACUAUCAACAACCUGCUUGAUAUAUGUGAACACCUAACAAACAAACACUGAGCAAACCCUGACUACUGGGAAUUCCAGUAGAACAAUUACAAGCUGAGUUGCUUUGCUGAAAGACUUGCAUGGAAAAAAAGUGGACACAAUCAUCACCCUCAUGAGGAAAGUAUACUAAACAAGGCAAAACAACAGCACUCACAGCAGCAGGCAAUGUUCAACAUCUUUUCCUCUUUACAACAUAUACUGGUAGUCUGGAUAUUGUACAAGAGGAUCAAACAGUAAGCCCUGGGAAGUGCCGCACCACGGGGACAGUGGGACAAACAAUCCUGAAUCAUGCAUUCCUUGUAAAACAGUUUAAAGUAAAGGCACUUUGGUAAAACAU